GUGCACGCCUACGAUGCGCACACUCGCCCGCCAGCUUUGCUACUGGCGGAGUUUAUUUUCAGCUUUUCUUAUUACCUUUACAUCGGCAAUUUACAUUUAAGCUUAACUUACAACAAUGAUGUUCUUUUGAAUUUUUGCGGGCAAUUGACAUUAACAUUACAUUAACAUUAACAUCUACAGACAUGUUUACAUUCUAUCAGUCUUACAGUCUGGUAGCCCUAUUUUGACAUUCGCAAUUAUUGACGUACAUUUACAUAUACAAACAGGUGGUCACAAAGAGAUGAGUAUUUGGACAAAAUUGCAACAUUAAUGACAUUUAUAGACAAAUUUAAUUCUAUUUAUUUUCUAUUUCAGGUACUGGAGGAUCAUCGUCGUCGUCUGGAGCAGUGUGGAUGGCACAGGGCGCAACCGUACGGCGCUGGAUGAGCGCGUGUAUGUGAUGCUGCAGAUCACGAAUCUGCGGCAUCAGAAUUGGCAGAGGCAGGAUCCAGGAGUUGGCGUGAAUGGAGAUGGAGUUUGAUGAGCGACUCUGGUCCGGCCGCCCACGUUGCCUCUACCUGGAGAACUGGGGAUUGACACUGGUCCGGCCAAUCGGGGUACGUUGGCCAGUGGAAAUGGCCGCAGUGGAGAUGGCCGCAAAUGAGUGCAGAUUGGCUGCAUCCAAGUGGCUCUGGUCCGGCCACCCAGGAUGCACUGUCGAUGUAGAUGGAGAUGGAGAUGGCGCGCUGGCCAUUGUCGACUGAAUUGGCUGGCCUCGUCGUUGGAUUGCUGCUGCUGCUGUUUUGUGAUGAAGGCAUGACGUCACGGCCAUCGGUUGACGGCAGCGUUGUCGGAGGGGUGUCCAAAUUAGGCCCAACUUGCAACAAAAUGUUGCGGUUGGUGGCGAGACAGGUACUGGAGAGGCUGAUCUGUGAGUGUAUUGACAGCGGCAGCCUGGAUGUUGUUGGCGACGGCGAUAGGGCCUUCAAAUUUCGCCCAUUUGGCAGGAAUUGGAUGGCGAAAUUGGUGUGGCAACUGCUGGAGAGGCAGCUCUAUCGGAGGCGUGGCAGGUACGUAUGUUUUGUCGGCAGCCUGUGGUCUGGAUGUUGUUGGCGACGGCGAUAGGGCCUUCAAACUUCGCCCACUUGGCAGGAAUUGGAUGGCGAAAUUGAUGUGGCAACUGCUGGAGAGGCAGCUCUAUCGGAGGCGUGGCAGGUACGUAUGUUUUGUGUGUAUUUGGACCAUUUUGUGUUGAUGUGUGUAUUGACGUCAUUUUGGUUUGUUUACAGUGGCUGCUCUGGACCUGUGCGGUGGAUU
This is a messenger RNA of Drosophila pseudoobscura, 1296 nucleotides long. RefSeq lists its product as uncharacterized. Bases 706 to 1104 code for a protein of 132 amino acids. Lineage: Eukaryota; Metazoa; Arthropoda; Insecta; Diptera; Drosophilidae. The transcript is spliced from 3 exons. The record is from RefSeq and is a predicted model, not a curated record.